CGCCACGCCGAGUCCCCUUAUCUUCCUCUGCUGGAUCAGCUAUGGCGGCAGUGAAGACCCUGAACCCCAAGGCUGAGGUGGCCCGAGCCCAGGCGGCGUUGGCGGUCAACAUCAGCGCGCCCCGGGGGCUGCAGGACGUGCUGAGAUCCAACUUGGGGCCUAAGGGCACCAUGAAGAUGCUUGUUUCUGGUGCUGGAGACAUCAAACUCACUAAAGAUGGAAAUGUGCUGCUUCAUGAAAUGCAAAUUCAGCACCCAACAGCCUCCUUAAUAGCCAAAGUAGCAACAGCCCAGGAUGACAUAACUGGUGAUGGUACCACUUCCAACGUCCUCAUCAUUGGAGAGCUGCUGAAGCAGGCGGAUCUCUACAUUUCUGAAGGUCUUCAUCCCAGAAUAAUUACAGAAGGAUUUGAAGCUGCAAAGGAAAAGGCACUUCAGUUUUUAGAACAAGUCAAAGUAAGCAAAGAGAUGGACAGGGAAACACUUAUAGACGUGGCCAGAACAUCUCUACGAACUAAAGUUCAUGCUGAACUUGCUGAUGUCUUAACAGAGGCCGUAGUGGACUCCAUUUUGGCCAUUAAAAAACAAGAUGAACCUAUUGACCUCUUCAUGGUUGAGAUCAUGGAGAUGAAACAUAAAUCUGAAACAGAUACAAGCUUAAUCAGAGGCCUUGUUUUGGACCAUGGGGCACGGCAUCCUGAUAUGAAGAAGAGAGUAGACGAUGCAUACAUCCUCACGUGCAACGUGUCAUUAGAAUAUGAAAAAACAGAAGUGAAUUCUGGCUUUUUUUACAAGAGUGCAGAGGAGAGAGAGAAGUUAGUGAAAGCUGAAAGGAAAUUCAUCGAGGACAGAGUUAAAAAAAUAAUCGACCUGAAAAAGAAAGUCUGUGAUGAUUCAGAUAAAGGAUUUGUUGUUAUUAAUCAAAAGGGAAUUGAUCCCUUUUCCUUAGAUGCUCUUGCCAAAGAAGGCAUUAUAGCUCUGCGCAGAGCUAAAAGGAGAAACAUGGAAAGGCUGACUCUUGCUUGUGGUGGGAUAGCCCUAAAUUCUCUUGAUGACCUGAAUCCUGAUUGUUUGGGACAUGCAGGACUUGUCUAUGAAUAUACAUUGGGAGAAGAGAAGUUCACCUUUAUUGAGAAAUGUAACAAUCCUCGCUCUGUCACAUUAUUGAUCAAAGGAACAAUUAAGCACACGCUUACUCAAAUCAAAGAUGCAAUAAGAGAUGGCUUGAGGGCGGUUAAAAAUGCCAUUGAUGAUGGCUGUGUAGUCCCAGGUGCUGGUGCAGUGGAAGUGGCGAUGGCAGAAGCCCUGGUUAAAUACAAGCCCAGUGUAAAGGGCAGGGCCCAGCUUGGAGUUUAGGCAUUUGCUGAUGCAUUGCUCAUUAUUCCCAAGGUUCUUGCUCAGAAUUCUGGUUUUGACCUUCAGGAAACACUAGUUAAAGUUCAAGCAGAACAUUCAGAAUCCGGUCAGCUUGUGGGUGUGGACUUGAACACUGGUGAACCAAUGGUAGCAGCAGAAGCAGGCAUAUGGGAUAACUAUUGUGUAAAGAAACAGCUUCUUCACUCCUGCACUGUGAUUGCCACCAACAUUCUCCUGGUUGAUGAGAUCAUGAGAGCUGGAAUGUCUUCUCUAAAAGGUUGAAUUGAAGCUUCCCUUGUAUCUGAAUCCUGAAGACUACAGAGUGAUCCUAAUAAUACAGCUAUGGAAUUUUGGUCCAAGCUUCAAAUGAUCUUCAAAGGAUUUCCUUUUCCCAUAUUAAAAAAGAGAACACUGGCACCUAUUCAGAUUCUGAAGUUC
Molecule: messenger RNA, 1793 nt
Organism: Budorcas taxicolor (takin)
Lineage: Eukaryota; Metazoa; Chordata; Mammalia; Artiodactyla; Bovidae
Product: T-complex protein 1 subunit zeta-like
Exons: 1
Biological process (GO): protein folding
Cellular component (GO): chaperonin-containing T-complex
Molecular function (GO): ATP binding; ATP-dependent protein folding chaperone; ATP hydrolysis activity
Source: RefSeq, a predicted model, not a curated record